Messenger RNA from Nomia melanderi (Alkali bee), 3073 nucleotides. The record is from RefSeq and is a predicted model, not a curated record. Lineage: Eukaryota; Metazoa; Arthropoda; Insecta; Hymenoptera; Halictidae.
CUCGGCUUAAGAGCUCGCGGGAUCCUCUGGAUCACGACCGUCGUCGGUGUCCCGCUUACGAGAGGUACCCGUCGCUGAACAACUCAGCAGGGCGACUGCCACCUGAAAUCCUCAGGUGAGCAGAGACCACCUCUGCUCCAUGCAGUCUCUGAACGGAGAGAGAACUCGAUGGAACUCCUCCCAUAUCGGUGCCCGACUCCCUCCUCGGUGUUGUACGGUUCCCAUCGCGGCGCACGAUUCCACCGGCCGCCACGCGGUCACGUCGAUCGCAAUCGUUAGAAGAAAUGGCGGUGCCGCGAUCGAUAGGAUCCUCCAUGCGGCCUGGCUUCCACUUCGGGCAUUAGACGGAUCGCAGCGGUGUCUGGUCUCUGCAGCUCCAACAGGGAACAAAUUCAAUUAGUACAUUAGUGUUCAAGCAAUAACCGGUAACAAAAACGUAGAAUCGGCACGUCGGGACGUGGUGGAACAUGUCGCAAAAAGUCGUAUUGAAAAAGGUUUAUUGCAGCUUUAAAAAAGAAACAACUGAUUUUAAUGUUUUCGUCGGUGAUGUUAUCACGGGUAAAGCUAAUUCUUAAGUGGUCGUCAAUGAUCGUUCCGACUGGAUUCGUUCGAGUGUUAAACGAAUAAAUGUCACGUGCCCGAUGAAAUGAGGGUUUUUCAGGCGCGGUGUGCCGGCGGAAAUUUGAAUCGAAAAAUCAUAAUUUUCGCAGUGAAAUUUUUGUAACGCUCUACUUUAUGGACGUCGUUAAUCACGAUGUAAACGGCCGGCGGAAGGUUUGUGGGCCACAUUUGCUUCAACCGGGGCACGUGGUCAGUGCUAAACCCAUUAACGCGAUGCGAGAACGUUUUCCAGGCUGGUUAUCAGGCAAAUAUCACUUUGUGUCGGUUCCCGUUUCACCCAGAUACUUACAUCCACCCUUCGCGUUAAUGGCCACGUCAAACUAUCGUCGACCGCAGGUUUCGUUCCUGUGUCUACGACAAUUGUCGACAAUUGCUUACUUAGAAAUUGCACGGUGAAAUUACAAAAUGAAAUAGAACGAAAUUGCAGAUGUUUCAAUUGCGUUUUUUACGAUGAUCUUCGUGGUUCCGCGAGAAGAACGCUGGUGCUACCAGACGUCAAAGUGUCUCAUUCCUGGUUUCUUCUGUUUGGAAUCAUUGCGAAGAUAACAGAUGCUUCUCUGAGAAAUUACUGAAAAAACUGAUUUAGAUAUAUUCUAACUGAAUUGCAAACCGAUCGAAGUCUUGAUGGAUGCACGGUAGAAGUUUCUAUAGAGGAAUGUCGAGAAAUUAAUUUGAAUGUUUGGUAGUUCUAGGGUUAACGAAAAAGGUAUUAGGUGAUAAAUGUUCCGAAAAUGCUGGCGCAGAUGCAGUACCAAGUAACUUGUAAUUUUUUUUCCUUUUAUUUUCCAUUAGCAAAAAUAUUUUCUUUUAUUAUUAUUUCAAGUGUACUGAAUUUGCUGCCAGAAAUUUGUUUACAUAUGGUAUACCAGAGUCGCUGUCAGAAAGAAACGUCACAGUUUUCUUGGUAGCGUGUUACCUUUAAGGUCACCCUGUAUGAGACAAGGAAUAAGUGUAUCAUGUGAGAAUACGUGCAUGAACACUCGAAGAAAUGGAUUCGAUAAAAAUUUGACCUCGAUCUGGGUCAACGUUCACAACCUGGACAUUUAUUGCUCGACGAGAUCACUCGACUGGCGAAUAUGAACGCGCCCGUGACCGAGAUGAAAGUUAGACAGUGGUCGGCCGCCGUGCCUCUGAAGACACCGGACAACAUCAUAUCUUCGCAGUACACAUCGCAGAAGGUCUUCGUCCCGUCUUACGAAAAGGAGAAACGGCCUUGCAUAGAACAGCUGAUCACGAACGAAUACCAGCGUAUUUGGUGGCAGGAGAAGGAAAUAUGGGACAAAAGACACAAUAGAAAGCCGACUACGAAGAAAUUAUUACAGCGUAUGGUGAUCAGAAAAAAGUCGUCCAGAGAAGCUACCGUAGAACUACCAAAGAAAAGCAAGAAGCCAAGAAGAAAGGUGGAAUCGAAGAUCGAAAAAGUAGCUGAGGAAUCGAAAGAGCCUAAAACGAAAGAAAUUAUUCCGACUCAAACGGGAGAUGAAAAGGGAGAGAAUGAACCGAAGGAAACGUAAUAAAUUUCUUUACGUAGAUCAUAGAGCAUGUAUCAAAUGCGGGUGCACCUAUCAAAAUUAUAGUGAAACACGAUGAUUUUACGGCACUAUUUGAAACUUUUGAAGACGAAUGCUAACGUAUUGGCGACAUUGAAGUUUGGUCCUUAAAAUCAUAAGUUACAAGGAAAUAAUUUCAUUAAUUAAACAGCAACAUGUCAAUCUACAUUUUUCUUCUUCUGUAGUAUUUAGAAAUUUGUUAAAAGCUCUUUCAUUUACAAACGAUUGUUCGUUUUAAACUGAAACGGUUUUAUACAACGUGUACAUGUAACACACGCAUAGAAGUACUUGUAUUUCGACUGAAUGAUUUAAAGAAAGAAAUAAAGUUGCUAUUGCUAAUCUCUCCCCAUAAAAGAUUAUAAAUAAUUACGUAAGACAAAAAUUUAGCUAUUUACUUGCAACCGUAUAAGCGAACGUCGAGUAAAGUGGUGUUCUUUUUUUUUCCAACGGAAACACUUGCGAUAACCGUUUCCCAUAUUCGAGAAGAAUUCUGCCUUUCUAUCUCGAAACAGACAUUACGGAAAUUAAUGCGUUUAAUCGAGAUGCUUUAUCAAACGUCCGAUGUUUCAGAACAACUUGUAUAUACAGGGUGUCCCGUAAUUAAUUUAUAAAUUAUUGGUUUCAUUCAAUCAUCGCAGAUGCUUAGAGGUUAUCUUGGCAUUAGUGAAACGAAUCACUGCGUAAACUAACUUAUCCAAUCAAUCAACGAAUGUUUACAAUGUCUACAACGACACACAGUAAUAAAUAACAAUCUAAUAAAUCCUUUACUGUCAGUCACCGGUGGCCAAACAAAAUUUUCAUUGUCCCUCACCAGAAUUGUUACACUCAACAUAACAAAUUAAUAAUACAAAAAAUGUAAUAAUAUAACGAACUUUAUACAGGGCGUAGUUAAUCAAUAAGGU